AGGCUAUUUUGUAUAUUGUAAAUUGCGUAUAAUGUAUGAUGUAAAAAAUGUAAUCUGUUUAAUACUCUUCCCUUUGCAUACAUUUUCUCUAAAAUAUCACCCAUAACCUACACUUAUCAAUUCAGUAAUUGGCGUAUUCCCACAUCAACACCAACUUUGUAUUGUCUUUUUAUCUCUAAUCUCUGGAAACUAUGGUUACAAACCACAGUCAAAAGUUUUAUUUCUAAAUAAUCAUUCCGCAUUGAAAUGAGCAACUUCUCAAUCUGCUCACUUGAUCAUUUAAAUUCUUCCGUGUUAUUCUUAGUUUUUCGGUUAGUUCCCUUAUUGAGCAUUCCGUCGUAUAUUUUGGCAUGGGUAUUUAUAACGAGGAACAAGUCAAAAGUGGUGCAAGCCGUGAAAAAGCUGUACUUGAAACAGAUGCUCAUAAAUUUCAUGUCUGUAAUACUUCUUUGCACCGUCAUUUGCCCUUUAUUAAUUCCACCAAUUCCUGGGUACUUUAUGACUGGUCUUCUGGCCACGCUUCGUCUAAAUGUGGCACUUCCCUUGGUUAUAAUGACACAUGUCGUGCUGUUGGUCUCUCUGGUCAUCAUGCAGCUUUUCAAACAUCAACUCGUCACGCUAUCCGACCUGCGAUACACCAAAAAAUUCGAAUUGUCUGUGAAAAUUAUUAGAUGGCUUUUCUAUUUCUGUUAUCUCAUGAUGGCUGUCGUCGCAAUUUCAAUAUUACCAGCUUUAUCCAUUGAAUUCGAUGUGGAUGGGUUCAGAAGAGAGGCCUUUGAAUUUUUCAAUAAUUCAGUCUGCUUCUGCCCACAGAUGUUCAUCGCUGAUCCGCGGCAAUGGGAGAUUUACAUUCCAUAUUUUUGCUCGAUAUUUUUCGGAGGGAUAUGUUGCUUCACAGGUGUGAGCAGUGUGCUCACAUGCUUGAAAAUUGUCUACGACUCUCGGAAGAUAGUGUCCAGGGAGACAUUGACGCUGCAAAGGAAUUUCACGUUUAUAUUAAUGUACCAGGCCUGUGUUUGUGUUGCUCUUAUAAUUGUUCCUUUGGCUAUAGUGUCCACUCUUUUCUAUGCAGACAUUUCCAUUUUGGAUAAUGGACUCCAUUUCCUACUACUCAUAUCAUCUCAAGGAGCCGUCAACAAUUUAAUGCACAUUGUGUCAGCUUUGUGGAGAAAAUUCCGGAAGAAAUUGAGGUUACAGUCAAAUCAGAGUUGGAAGAGCACCGCAAUGUGGUCGACGACGGCGACUAAUGUUGUGACUUGAUAAAUUGAAAAUUUUGAUUUGAUGAGCAUAUAUUUUUGUUGUAAUUGUUAUUGUAUAAAAUUGCAGUCAAGAUGUGCAGACGACAUAGAUAGGCAGUCCGUCGCGGACCUUCUUCUUUGUCGGCUGCGCGUUCGUCAGAGAAGAUUCAACGGGACCCAUGAGACUUUUGACAUAAAUCCUCCUCCCUUCUC
Molecule: messenger RNA, 1451 nt
Organism: Caenorhabditis elegans
Lineage: Eukaryota; Metazoa; Nematoda; Chromadorea; Rhabditida; Rhabditidae
Gene: T03E6.8
Product: Serpentine Receptor, class H
Exons: 6
Coding region: 247-1260 (337 amino acids)
Source: RefSeq, marked reviewed